AUGGUUCGCAAUAUCGUCGUCCUCGGUGGCUCGUCCCAUCCCGCCCUAACCGACACAAUCUGCGAAAUCCUCGGCAUCCAGCAGGGUCAAGCCCUCUUCUCCAAAUUUUCCGUCGGCGAGACUCGAGUUGAGAUAGAAGAGUCGGUGCGAGGAAAAGAUGUCUAUAUCAUCCAGUCAGGCGGGGGGAAGGUCAACGAUCAUUUUGUCGAACUCCUCAUUGCCAUCUCAGCAUGCAAGACCGCUUCGGCCAAGAAGGUGACCGCCGUUCUUCCACUCUUCCCCUAUUCUCGACAGUCGGACAUUCCCUACAACAAGACCGGCGCCCCUCUCGUCAAGGCCUCCAACCUGUCCAGCAAGUUGGUUCCCGAUUCCAAUGGGUAUACCUUCGACAGCAUUCCGCCCACUCCACACCCGGACCGCGGCGAAAGUCAUGGUUUGGCCAACGGCCAUGGUCACCUGCUCCACAAGGCCGCCUCCAGAUCACAGCUGGACGAUGUCGAGCAGAGCCCGACUCACCAAGCCCGGUUCAGCCACUACCGCGACUCGAGCGCGCAUUCAAGCACAAAGUCAGCCGAGUACUUCCCAGGCCCUCGAAGACGGGGAGACUCGGUCACCUCCACUAACGGAGUUCCCAACGGCGUCCCCAACGGCGUCCCCAACGGCGUCACCAGCCACGACUUCGCCGCCAAGCUGGACCCCCAAGAGAAUUUCAAGCCUCGCCCUGGCUAUCGUCAAUGGGUCGCACAAGCGGGUACUCUGGUGGCCGACUUGCUCACGUGCGCCGGGGCCGAUCACAUCAUCACCAUGGACUUGCAUGAUCCUCAGUACCAAGGCUUCUUCGACAUCCCUGUCGACAAUCUCUACGGCCGGCCACUGCUGAAGAAAUACAUCCAACAGAACAUCCCAGACUACAAGAAUGGGGUGGUUGUCAGUCCCGACGCAGGUGGAGCGAAACGGGCUACUGCCAUUGCCGAUUCUUUGGGAAUUGAGUUUGCCCUCAUUCACAAGGAACGCAGACCGACCAAGAUUACAGACAGGCAAAAUGCCACCAUGAUGUUGGUGGGCGAUGUCACGGGCAGAAUUGCCAUUCUGAUCGACGAUCUAGCCGACACCAGCAACACCAUCACGCGAGCGGCCAAACUUUUGAAGAAGGAGGGUGCCAGCAAGGUGUAUGCCCUGGUCACGCAUGGUGUUUUGAGCGGUGAUGCCAUUGAUCGAAUCAAUGCAAGCGCGCUGGAUAAGGUCAUUGUAACAAACACGGUCGACCAGCAAGAUCAUCGUAGGCGGUGCCCGAAGUUGGAAGUGCUCGAGGUUGGACACAUUUUUGCCGAGGCCAUCCGACGAGUUCACUACGGAGAAAGCAUCAGCGUCCUGUUCCAAUACGAUUAG
Capronia epimyces CBS 606.96 is the source of this 1389-nucleotide messenger RNA. RefSeq names its product ribose-phosphate pyrophosphokinase. Gene Ontology annotation, cellular component: ribose phosphate diphosphokinase complex; cytoplasm. The transcript has 2 exons. The coding region runs from base 1 to 1389 and encodes 462 amino acids. The record is from RefSeq and is a predicted model, not a curated record. Gene Ontology annotation, molecular function: magnesium ion binding; ribose phosphate diphosphokinase activity. Lineage: Eukaryota; Fungi; Ascomycota; Eurotiomycetes; Chaetothyriales; Herpotrichiellaceae. Gene Ontology annotation, biological process: 5-phosphoribose 1-diphosphate biosynthetic process; purine nucleotide biosynthetic process.